Messenger RNA from Thlaspi arvense, 1494 nucleotides. The record is from the annotation of a GenBank genome assembly. Lineage: Eukaryota; Viridiplantae; Streptophyta; Magnoliopsida; Brassicales; Brassicaceae.
AUGUUACUAAUCAUAUCAUUCUUCAUCGUCUCCAUCUUCCUCCUCUUCAUAUUCUCACUCUUCCACACAAUCUUCCAUCAAAAACUACGUUACUGCAGCUGCGAGAUCUGCCAUGCUUACCUCACUUCAAGCUGGAGAAACGAUUUCGUCAAUCUCAGCGAUUGGUACGCUCAUCUUCUCCGGCGAUCUCCGACGUCGACGAUCAAAGUCCACGUCCUCAACAGCGUCGUAACCGCAAAUCCUUCAAACGUCGAACACAUCCUCAAAACGCGAUUCCACAAUUAUCCGAAAGGCAAACAGUUCUCCGUUAUCCUCGGUGAUCUCUUAGGCCGUGGGAUUUUCAACUCCGACGGUGACACGUGGCGUUUCCAGAGAAAGCUCGCGAGUUUGGAGCUCGGGAGCGUCUCCGUCAGAGUUUUCGCUCACGAGAUCGUUAAAACGGAGAUCGAAACUCGGUUAAUCCCGGUUUUGACAUCGUUCUCGACUAAUCCGAGCUCGGUUUUGGAUCUUCAAGAUGUUUUCAGGAGGUUCUCGUUCAAUACGAUAAGCAAAUUGAGUUUUGGGUUCGACGCGGAUUGUCUCCGGCUUCCUUUUCCGACGUCGGAAUUCGCCGUCGCGUUUGACGCAGCUUCGACGCUUUCCGCGAAACGCGCGUUGGCUCCGUUUCCUCUACUGUGGAAAAUCAAAAGGAUUUUCAAAAUCGGGUCGGAGAAAGAGCUUAAGGAAUCAAUUAAUGUGAUAAACCGGUUAGCUGGUGAUUUGAUUAAGCAACGGAGGUUAAGCGGUUUGACGGGGAAAAAGAACGAUUUGAUCUCGAGAUUCAUGGCGGUUUUGGCAGAGGACGACGACGAGUAUCUCCGAGACAUCGUAGUAAGCUUUCUAUUGGCUGGUCGGGACACGGUGGCUGCCGGUUUAACAGGAUUCUUUUGGUUAUUGACGCAUCAUCCAAAAGUAGAGAACCGGAUCAAGGAAGAAUUGGACCGGGUCAUGGGUCCCGGUUUUGAUUCAGUCACUUCCUCUUGCGAUGAAAUGAGAGAUAUGAAUUAUUUGCAUGCGGCGUUGUACGAAAGCAUGAGAUUGUAUCCACCGGUCCAAUUCGAUUCCAAAUUCGCAUUAAACGAUGACGUUUUAGCCGAUGGUACAUUUGUGAAAAGAGGUACUAAAGUCACGUAUCAUCCUUACGCAAUGGGUCGGAUGGCCCGGAUCUGGGGACCUGAUUACCAAGAGUUUAAACCGGAUAGGUGGUUGGAUAAUCAAGGUAAAUUUCGGCCCGAAAAUCCGGUUAAGUAUCCGGUUUUUCAAGCCGGAGCUAGGGUUUGUGUGGGGAAAGAAAUGGCUAUCAUGGAGAUGAAAUCCAUAGCUGUGGCGAUGAUUAGAAAAUUCAAAAUGCAGGUUGCGGGCCCUGGAUCGACCGAGAUGCUCCGGUUUGCACCGGGGCUCACAGCGACGGUUAAUGGUGGAUUACCGGUUAUGAUCCGAGAAAGAGAAGCUUAA